Messenger RNA from Anopheles bellator, 4356 nucleotides. RefSeq lists its product as uncharacterized. Bases 724 to 2235 code for a protein of 503 amino acids. Lineage: Eukaryota; Metazoa; Arthropoda; Insecta; Diptera; Culicidae. The record is from RefSeq and is a predicted model, not a curated record. The transcript has 7 exons.
CACGACAUUACGUCCUUGGACGCGCUUACGGACGUGAGGCAGUGAAAACUCGGAUGCCAGUGGAAAAAAAAUCAACGGUGAACGGCUACUGUGAUUAGUUAGCGCGUUCAGUUUCGGUGCAGCAACAUUGUGUACUAAAACGUGUACUAAGUACAAGUGAAGUGUGACACGCGAACGCCUCAGUAGGCGAAGUGCAGUGUAGUUGGCAACCAGACAGGGAAUUGGAAAAAUGUGUCCCGAACAGCAGGGACGAUAGCGCCCCCGAGGCGGUUGGCUCACGUGCGCAGUACCGGUUGGCUGUACGAACCCUUCUGUCGCGUGCCGGUGGUGCAAACGGAAGCCACGGAUCUCCGGGUGCACGCCGGCUGGCCAACGGCGUCCAUCGAACCACGGGGAGCCAUCGGUCGGUACGGCUACGGCUGUGGCGCUCACGACGACGCGGACCAGGAAGAGGACGAAGCCGACGGCGGCGGGACGACCGCUAGCAACGAUCACGACCUCGACGACGACGACGACGUCUGCGAAGGGCUCGGCGGCGCCGGCGGCGAGAACUGCGGUGAACUUUCGGAGCUUCGCCCGACCGGCAUCAUUCGAGGUCCGCGGCGUGUCACGACGCCUCAACCCGCCUCGGCCACAUACCACCACCAUCACCUGCAUCACUACCACACGCACCAAAGUCCGGCCCAUUACCGAGUGACGUUCGACGAGCCGCCUCAGCUGGAGAUGGAAUCCGUCGGCCAUCAUGUGGCCGUUCCGUUGCGCGGCGGCGGGAAGAAGAUGCGCAAACGGCGCGAACUGGACGCUCUGGUCGCGCACUCGUUGGCCAAGGGAUCGAAGGGAGGUGGUCGGCACAUCGCCAGCAAUGGCGUCGCUUCCCACGAUCAGCUGCUAUCGAACUCAACCGACGAGCAGGAGGACUACUCGUGGCAGCCCAAAGUCCGCACACAGUCCCGGUGCCGGGCGAAACGGUUCUCCUGUUUACGCACUUGCGGUCCACUCCUGUUCGUGUCCUGCAUCUUCAUCUCGCUCGGCUUCAUGUACUGGCUGUACUUCGAUAUCCGGCAGCAGAUAUCGCAGUAUCGCAUUCGCAUCGAGCAAGUGUCUGCAACUAGUCAAAAUGUACCGGAAGCGUUACAGAAGUGGCACGAAACGUCGAAAAACCUCGAACAAAACCAGACCGCCCUCAACGGGAAGCUGCGCGAGAUGCAACAAGUGCUCAGCAAUUUCUUCAACGAGCUGAAGGAAUUACGCGAAUCGAUGGACAAGAAGAACGAAAACUCGCAGAAAGCACAACUGAACGCGUUGCAGUCGAGCGUCGCCGAUCUGGGCUCCAAUAUUGGUGAAUCCAAGUCGCGAAUCACCGAACUUGAGACACGGUUCGUGUCGAUCCAAACCGAGCAGAAACAGUUGAACAAAACACUCGACGAGCUACAGACUCUCUUCGGCCGCAUUCAAAACACGACCGCCGUAUCCGAAAUAAUGGGUGCUGGUGGAACGCAGGAUGUUGAGAAGAAGAUCGUCGAUCUCCGUGACCAGCUAACCGAUCAGCUUAACAAGCUGGCCGCGAACGUGAGCAGCGAACUACAGGCGUUACACCAGAAGAACGUCUGGCUCGACAAUGACCUCACGAACCACACGCAGCGCAUCGAUCGGCUGUUCGACAACACGGCCAACAUCUCGUCGGUAGUGUCUUCGAUCGAAGCGGUCUGGUGGGAGAUACGCAACAAUAUGAGCUCACUCGAAGCGGACCGGAAAGCACUAAACGAUCAGCUGGCCGCCUUGGCCAACGUGACGACUGGCCUGCACGGUACGAUCGCGAAGGUGCAGGAAGAGUGCCAGCAGUACCACAGCAAGCUGGACGGUGUCAACGGCAAGCUAGGUGCACUCCAGGACCAGAUACAGCAGGUGGAAACGAAAGAAGCCAUACAUCGGUCGCGGGAAGCGAACAACACGCAGAAGCAGAUCGCUCAGGAAAACUUGCCGCCAGAUUUGUCGAACUUUUUCGCUGAGCAGAUUGCCAGUGAGAACAAACCCGUCACACCCAAACCGAGCGUUCCAUCGGCCACUGCGGCCUCUGCUUCACAAGCAUUUCUAUACGCUGGUACGCUAGUUACUCAAAUGUCGACCACUCCACAACCGGCCGGAACCACGGCCGCAGCAGCGUCCAUCAAGGCAACUGCAACAUCGACCACGGGAACCAAAAAGGCAGUUGCUCCGUUCGAUUCCGUCAUGUAAAAUUGUGUACCGAACAGGUACACGGGCCAUUUCGAAAACACUGCAAAGAUUGAUGAUUAUCUAAUGCAACGAGCUGACGCGACCGUGCAGUUCGCUCACGGUCACGGCAGCAUGGUAAACCAAAGUUUUAAAUAAUUCAAUUGACGUAAGUAACGCGGGAACGCACGCGCACGCGAGAAAGUAAGCAUUGUGGAACAGAACAAAUGGAUUAUAUUGUAGGAAAAUGAGGAAAAACAGGAAAAAUGUGAGUAAAAAAGCAAAGGAAAAAUAAGCAUAGGUAAAGAAAACCGAUCGAGCGAGUGGCCAACCAUCAUAUUGAGACGAUUGGGUUACAGGAAAGACAAACAGUAGGCCCUCGAGUGAUGUUCAAAAAUCAAACUUUGUUGGUGCAUCGAUGCAAAGUGAGUUAGAUAUUCAAGUAACAGCCAGAGAAACAAGGAGAAGUAGGCGUAACAGGGCAGGCAGAAGGUACCACGUUUUCACUCACGUAAUUCAGAUUAGUUUUAGCGGUAAAAUCGCAACAAAACAAUAGAAAAUUAACACCACAAACAUCCUAAAGAGAGUGAUCGCAACAGAACGGAACGUAGAAACAUUUUUCAAUUAUUGAACAAACAUCGAAAACGAAAGUGGUAGAGAAGAUUGAUAAACAAAGAAACAGUAAAAAUUUACUCAAGUUCACAUACGCCCCACUUCAAUAGUGGUUCCCGUUUCACCAAUAGUUUCAAGUAGAAGUCAUUCGAGUUGUGCGUGCAAAACAUUAGUAUUUAAUUCGCACUUACAGAUCCAUGCCAAAUCAGUAGCAAAAACAGGAAACAGACUUUCGGUACCUUGCGGAAUGAAUUACCCUUUUAGAGCGGGCAGACCUUUGAGAUGUAACAAUCAAUGAUUGAUCAAGAGAGAGCAAAGAGAACUCACCCACACGGAUAGCGAAACUAUUACUAUUUACUGAUACUCAGAGGCAACAAGAUAGCGGGCAGAAAUGUGGGAAGGAAAGAUGGAUUUUUUUUAGAAAACACUCAUCCACGUGACUCUCCUUCCCGACAGUAGAUGUAUUUUAUAAUACGUUAGUACAUAGGGUACGCUCACACAUCACCUUAGCACACCGGCGCCAACAGCACCGCUUGCCAACCGUCUAAGUCAAGCUUUGUACGCUCGGAAGGCUCUCUGUGUCCCUGUCGAGCUGCUUAUCUGUAAAUGGUCCAAAUCAAGUGAUAAGAAGAGCACAGUGAUGGCCAAUACGGUGGUGUGGUGUAUAGUGAAUACUUUCCUAUACUCUAAGUUUAGUGUUUUCGCAAACCAUAAUGGUUUGCCGCCUUGCUUGCCAAGGAUUUGUAAAAAAUCCCUGCAUCGGCAGCUUAUGUUCUCGUUCACUAAGUUGUUCUCGUUGUGCAGCUCCAGGCUUUUAAGUUUAUUGUUGAAGAUGCACCUAAACAUACUGACGCGUAGCGAACACUCACACAAAGAAAAUACUAAGAGAGAAAUUUGUUAGAAUUGUUAAUGCGUACGAACUGGUGGUAAUCGAGACGAUCUCGAUUGUAUGUGUGGGUGGUUCGAGCAUACAAGAAAAUCAUAGUUUCAUAUCUUCGCCCCUCUUGCGCCUCGUCUGUAGUCUAACAGGAUAGUAAUGUGCAGGUUGUACUUAUUUCUUUUUUACGUUUCAUACUUUACCAUAUAGUGUUAGCGUUCUUAGUUUUACUGAUUUUUUCAAAUGUCGGGAAAGUGUAAGCGAACUCAAUAAGAAGCCCCACAAGGGUGCGGAUGCUGCUAGAGGUAUGAGUUAGCGGAACUUGACCGAUUUAUUAUGUUUAGUCUUCGCUUUUCUUUUCGUUCUAUUUUACACUUCAUAUAUUUGACUGCCAUCUGUCGAUUGCGUUUUGUCGAACGAAUCAAAACCGAAACAGCGAGGAUCGAAGAGAACUCCGAUACGAACCCAAACCAAUACGUAUAUGAUACAACCAAAAACAACUCAAAAACAAAGCAAAACCGGCCAACAGGUGGCAAACGGCAGUGUAUAGAUUGAGAAGCCAAUGUUAUAACAUUCAUCACACAAACAAACACACGUACAGGUACAUGGUUUGGCUAGGAUAUCAGACUCCAAUAUACUGAUUGCGCCCAAAUAAA